CGCACCGAGUCAUUCAGACAGCACGAUUCACUGCUAAAUGUAAACCGCGGGGAGGAAAAUGGUGGCGAGCACUCGUGUACAAAAGCUGCUCCGUCGAUACAAACUCGCCAUCGCCGCCGCUUUAACAAUUCUCCUGAUCCAAGGUUUGGUGGUAUGGAGUCUCCGGAGUCUGGAGGAAGGAGAGGCCGAGCGCAGGGAGCGGCGAUCUAAGCUGCCUGAUCACAACAACCAGGAUGUGAGGAGAGACUCAGAAGCCAGGGGGCAGAACGCCCUGUCUGGUGGUUACCAUGGCUGGGGGAGGAAGCAUGACAUGGAGCGGUCUGUUGUCACUCGUCCCCUCAGGAAAGGGGGAAAGCGAAGACCGAAGCCCUCCAGGAUAGAAACGCAGGGCGUUGGAGCUGUAGAUGCCGUCGCCCCGUACGAUCCAUCCAGCAGCCGUAACUUCACUGAUACGAAGGGGCAGGAAGGAGGAAAAUUUCCACCCGGUGCUCAAGGAGAACCAGGGAGCGUCGAUGGCGCACCCCAGGUCCCAAGCAAUGACUUUGUGCCCAGCUGUGAGAUCGUUGGGAAGGACGCUUUGUCGGCGCUGCACCGUGCUGGAUCACGCCAGUGCCGGCAGGAGAUCGCCAACAUCGUGUGCAAACACCAGGCUGGAGAGCUAAUGCCACAGGCUUUACCUCAGUACUGCACACAGCAUGUCCUGUCCAGUGCCGGCCAGCAAGCUGACAUUAUAGACAGCGAUUUGUCCAAAGUGGAGAACCCAGUAAGGGUGGCAUUCGUGCUGAUGGUUCACGGUCGCGCCGUGCGGCAGCUGAAACGGCUCCUCAAAGCCAUUUAUCACAAAGACCAUUUCUACUACAUCCAUGUGGAUAAACGCUCCAACUACCUGCAUCGUGAAGUUGUGCACAUGGCUGAGCUUUACUCCAACGUGAGGGCCACCCCCUGGCGCAUGGUCACUAUCUGGGGUGGGGCCAGUCUGCUAAAGGCCUACUUGCGCUGCAUGCAGGACCUGCUGUCCAUGCUCGACUGGAAAUGGGACUACUUCAUCAACCUCAGUGCCACAGACUUCCCCACCAGGACCAACGAUGAGCUGGUGGCUUUCCUCUCACAGAACCGUGACAAGAACUUCUUGAAGUCUCAUGGCAGAGAGAAUGCAAGGUUCAUUAAGAAACAGGGGCUGGACAGACUCUUCCACGAGUGUGAUAAUCACAUGUGGCGGCUGGGCGAGCGCACCAUCCCAGAGGGCCUGGAGGUGUCUGGUGGCUCCGACUGGUUUUCACUCACGCGCCGCUUUGUGGAGUAUGUGGUCAGCUCCAAGGACGAGCUGGUCACUGGGCUGAAGCAGUUCUACACCUACGCCCUGCUCCCUGCUGAGUCUUUCUUUCACACAGUGUUGGGCAACAGCCACAUGUGCGACACGCUAGUGGACAACAACCUGCGAGUUACUAACUGGAACCGCAAGCUGGGCUGCAAGUGCCAGUACAAGCAUAUAGUGGACUGGUGCGGAUGCUCUCCCAAUGACUUCAAACCUGCCGAUCUCAUCCGAAUUCAGCAGCUGACACGGCCCACGUUCUUCGCCCGCAAAUUUGAAUCCACAGUCAACCAGGAGGCCAUUGAUAUUCUUGAUAGCCACCUGUAUGGGCACUACCCUCCAGGCACUGCGGCACUCAAGGCCUAUUGGGAAAGCCUGUUUGAGCGGGAGGAAGGUGUGGGUACUCUCAGCGACGUGGCACUCACAGCCUAUAUGUCUUUCUUCAGACUUGGUCUCAUCAGUCAGAAAAUCAUGCAUGAGGCCUGCAGGUUUGUGCCUGUUGGAUACCCCGUAUCUGUCCUCCUCUAUUUCUAUGAUGACCGUUUCCAGGGUUACCUGGUGCGCCAGGAGGCGAAGAGCAUGGCAUCUGGGAAGAAGGAAAUGCUGGAGGUGUGGGUUGUACCUCAGGCCACACUACAGCUAGAGAGCAACCUGAAUGAGUUUGAGAGGCUAAAGAACCUUGAGGUGGGAACAGAGUGGGAUCCCAAGGAGAGAAUUUUCCGGAACUUUGGUGGCGUGAUGGGCCCUUUGGACGAGCCAGUGGCGGUGCAGAAAUGGGCUCGUGGCCCCAACCUCACAGCCACCAUAGUGUGGAUUGAUCCUGCUCAGGUGGUAGCAGCGUCUUACGACAUCAGCGUGGAUGUAGAGGCGGAGUUUACACAGUACAAGCCGCCGCUGCAGCGUCCUCUCAGGCCGGGAGCAUGGACGGUCCGUGUGCUGAAGCUAUGGGAGCGUGUGGCCGAAGCUCACUUUCUGGUCAUGCCUCUGGCUUUUAAAGGAAAGGAGCCGUUUCGCAAAGAGGAACACAGCUGGCUGCACGCAGGUCCUGCAGGCAACAUUUACCUGGACCAGGGCUUCCAGCAGCUUGCUCAAGUUCUGAAGCUGCCUUCCAUGGAGUCUGCCCUGGAAGAGUCUCAGAAGAAGGCCUCUCUGGUGGGCAAGGCUCUGGAGGGUUGGGUGGACAGCUUAGUGGGUGCCUUCUGGGUAACUGGAGGUAUGUGUUCCACUCAGACCUCCCUCUGUCCCAGCGUACAGCUGUGUGCCAAGACUAGCUGGAGCUCUUUGUCCCCAGAUCCUAAAUCUGAACUUGGUGCGGUCAAAAGCAACGGCCGCAUCAGGUAGCCCGAAAGAUUUGGACUGAACAAGGGUGAGAACACUAAAGUGAAUCACAGGGGAGAGGAGGAGCCCCUGGGAGUGAUGUUUACGGAAUAUGGGUCUCUCGGAUCAUCCCACUGUUUUCUGCUCAAGGCACCUUUGUCUUGAGGAUUGGUGUUGGAGACAAUCUAAGAGAAGAAUUAAUUGACAUUUGCACAUGAGAACUUUUUUAUAAUUUUAGAGAAUCAUUGUUCAUAAACGUGUGUCCAUAGGCAGUCUUGAUUUGACUGGAUUGAUGAUACAAAGCCCUUAACCUCAACUUCUUAAUUUUUCUUUUUCUUUUUUUUUUUUCUUCUUUCUUUAUUAUUUUUUUUUCUCCUAUUUUCAGAAAAAAAAAUCAGAAAAGUGCACAUUUUCUUCUAUGUAUACAGUAAUUGUCGCCUUUUUUAAAUGUAAGUUUUACUACCUGUUGAAGGUCAAUGUAUGGAGUCGUGCAGCCCAGUGGUUCUCAUAGUUAAGGUGUGUGAAGCGUAGCCAGGGGGUCAGUGAGUCACUUCUAUUAUUUUGUUUUAUUUUGUGUUGGAAAUCACAACCCAGCAUUAUGAAAGCUGUUUGUAUACAUUAUAACUGUGUUCUUAUUGUUCUUAGCCAGUUUGAUUGGUUAGAUUAAUUAAGUAGGUUUUAAUCCAUUCUCAAGAACUCAAAAACAAGUAGGUCUAUACCUAAUGUUAGCAAAGACCUAAUGUGUGUUACAGGGUUCCCUGGCUGCAAAAAUUCUAGCCUGUAAUUUUUUUAUUAUUUUUUUUAAUUGUUUUGAUAUCCAAACUUCAGAUGCCGACUGAUUAAGUGCACUUUACUGUAAGAGAACUGUCUGAAUUACAGACUAGGUGGAGCUUAUGCAGUCACUCUGGAGAUCAAAUGAUCAGUGGCUCCAUUUAAGGAUAUUUCAAGUGCUGCUCAUAGAGUCACACUUUCACUAUGUGGAUCAUGUAGUUUGGGAAAUGAGCAAAGCGAACAAACACCACCAAAUAUCCGUCCAUCAGAAGAAAAAAAAACUGUUGCGUGUAUGUGUUUGGUAAUGCUGUGACUGACUCCUAUGUGUGUUUUGGUAUGGCUUCUUUUGAAACGAUGCUGUAUAGAUUUUAUAUAGUUUACCACUGCGUUGUGUUUUAUUAUUGUUAGAAUUUUUUUUUCUCGUUUAAAAGCUAAAGGUGCCGCACAAGCACACGGGUGGCAUCACUAGCAGCUGAAUGAGCUGACCCUUCUGAUGAUUAGUGGAAAGACAGCUUUUUCAUUGUCUUGCCCUCUAGAUGUAAAUGCCAUGAAGGCCAGAUCUUCCACUACUUCAUGAUCGUUGGCCAUCUCAUCUGUAAUUCCUAAAGGUCACAUUGUCCUAGACACGGACGAUCACACCGGCGCCUUGGUAUGUGCCCGUUUUAUUGCAGAGUUAUAAAAGGAGGCUCCUGAGUAACACAGUUUAUUACUGUUUCUAAAUCUUAGUUAUGUGCAUAUAGGUUUCUGUUUCAGCCUGCAAUGCAGUGCAUCCUCAUGGUUCACAGUUAAGCAUAUCAAUGAAGUAUGGCAUUGUUCAUUUGUCCUAUCGUGUCAUAUGGUAUUUUAAUUUUCUUCAAUGUUUGCACAAGCUUUUGGUUCUGAGAUGGGAAUCCAGUGGUGGACAAAUCAUAAAUCCUUUAGCUAGCCCAGCAGGCAAGUGAAAGUUCUAAUGUGAUGAAUAGACCUAUGAUUUGGUCCAAUUGUGUGAAUGACACUGCUAAAAAUAGGUAGCCAACGUAAUCUAAUAAAGUAUGGCCAACUAGUUAAGUGCAUUAAUCCAAACACAAACGAGAAUAUAUAAACUCCAACUCGCCCAUAGUAAUCAUCCUUAUCCUGGUAAUUAUGUCUGAAGAGGCACAUCAAAAAGUCAGCAAGUUGUUUGGUCAGUGUUUUCUCUUCAUGUCGCACAUAAAAGAUAUUAUUUGAGACUCGACUGCGUGUAGUAAGCAGGAGAGUUAUGCUGCAUUUUUCUAUUUGAAUGAUUUUAUCAGGGUUUCCACAGAUCUGCACGUUUCUGGUUCUGAAGAGACCAUCCGUAUAUCAUCCAUGUAUACUAAUUUAUUCAACUACUAACUUCAUGCCACCGAUUACAUUUUGUUUAAAUAAACAUACCAAAUAAAAACAUUUGUUUUGCGAAAAUCAAGUGUUUUUGUUUUGGAUUUUUUCCUCUAGUUGUUGGAAUGAGAAGGGGAAAAAAAAAACACUAGUGGCCGGUAUGAACAAAAACUAAUAGCCUACACGUCAUCAUAAUCAUCAUCUUCUGGGAACACAGGCUUGUGAUUUGUCCACCUAUGAGAUGCAUUACUGAAUGGGUCUAACUGGCUUUUUUUGCCAAGCCAAUAAUGCUAAUAAUAGUUUUUUUUUUUUUCUUCUUCUUCUUCUAGACUAAUAUUUCAAUUGGUUGUGACUUUCUGUCUUUACACACUUGCUUCAGAGAAGCCUAUUGUUUUAGAACAAUAAAUGGUCUGUGUGUGUAAAUGUAUACAUACAUAUCUAUAUAAAGUGGUGCAUUGUCCGAAUCAAUGGAUUAUUUUUGUAUUUAUAAUUCCUCCUGGAGAGGGAGGUCAUAUUUUUGUGUUAGUCAUGUCAGGAUCGCUGCUUCACUCUAAUGUUUCAUGAACCUUGUUGUGCAUUAUCUGUGUGUCAUGAAAUGGGACCUCGAUUGGAGUUGUUUUCUAGAGUUUUAAAAGACAUUGUGUUGAGUGGCAGAGAUCGCUUCACUGUCAAUUCAAGUGUUUGGAGAAAUAUGGUGAAGUUGAAGAGCAGAGAUGUUUCUGUUCCAGGCACAAUAAAUAUGAACUCAAUGGUA
Molecule: messenger RNA, 5489 nt
Organism: Ictalurus punctatus (channel catfish)
Lineage: Eukaryota; Metazoa; Chordata; Actinopteri; Siluriformes; Ictaluridae
Gene: xylt2
Product: xylosyltransferase II
Exons: 11
Coding region: 59-2653 (864 amino acids)
Biological process (GO): chondroitin sulfate proteoglycan biosynthetic process; heparan sulfate proteoglycan biosynthetic process
Cellular component (GO): membrane
Molecular function (GO): protein xylosyltransferase activity
Source: RefSeq, a predicted model, not a curated record